This is a messenger RNA of Vitis vinifera (wine grape), 924 nucleotides long. It is a transcript of the gene MYB30, whose product is annotated as R2R3 Myb30 transcription factor. Gene Ontology annotation, biological process: response to auxin. The record is from RefSeq and is marked provisional. Lineage: Eukaryota; Viridiplantae; Streptophyta; Magnoliopsida; Vitales; Vitaceae.
AUGGGGAGGCCACCUUGCUGUGACAAGAUCGGGGUGAAGAAAGGGCCAUGGACUCCUGAAGAGGACAUCAUCUUGGUCUCUUACAUUCAAGAACAUGGUCCAGGGAAUUGGAGAGCAGUUCCUACUAGCACAGGUCUGCUUAGAUGCAGUAAGAGUUGCAGGCUUAGAUGGACUAAUUAUCUCCGCCCGGGUAUCAAACGCGGUAACUUUACUGAUCAGGAGGAGAAGACGAUAAUCCACCUCCAGGCUCUUUUGGGCAAUAGAUGGGCUGCCAUAGCUUCUUAUCUUCCUCAAAGAACGGACAAUGAUAUAAAAAAUUAUUGGAACACCCAUUUGAAAAAGAAGCUGAAGAAGUUUCCCACAGGUGUAGAUGACCAUAAUCAAGAUGGGUUUUCAAUCUCCAAAGGUCAGUGGGAGAGAAGGCUUCAAACAGACAUCCACAUGGCUAAACAAGCGCUAUGUGAGGCUUUGUCCAUAGAUACGUCAAGCUCGCUGCCUGACUUGAAGAGCUCUAACGGCUACAACCCUAACACCAGACCUGUCCAAGCAUCUACAUAUGCAUCCAGUGCUGAAAACAUAGCCAAAUUGCUGGAAGGUUGGAUGAGAAAUUCACCAAAAUCAACUCGAACGAAUUCUGAAGCUACUCAGAACUCCAAAAACUCCAGUGAAGGGGCAACUACACCAGAUGCUCUUGACUCGUUGUUUAGCUUCAACUCUUCCAACUCUGAUCUUUCUCUGUCUAAUGAUGAGACAGCAAAUUUCACACCCGAAACCAUUCUCUUCCAAGAUGAAAGCAAGCCAAAUUUGGAGACUCAAGUCCCUCUCACAAUGAUAGAGAAAUGGCUCUUUGAUGAAGGUGCUGCUACUCAAGAACAAGAAGACCUAAUUGACAUGUCACUAGAGGACACUGCUCAGCUCUUCUAG